Molecule: messenger RNA, 2440 nt
Organism: Hemibagrus wyckioides
Lineage: Eukaryota; Metazoa; Chordata; Actinopteri; Siluriformes; Bagridae
Gene: dlb
Product: deltaB
Exons: 7
Coding region: 279-2165 (628 amino acids)
Biological process (GO): establishment or maintenance of epithelial cell apical/basal polarity; multicellular organism development; heterophilic cell-cell adhesion
Cellular component (GO): protein-containing complex; plasma membrane
Molecular function (GO): calcium ion binding
Source: RefSeq, a predicted model, not a curated record
CCCGACUCUCCUUCUGACGUCAGAGUGAAGGGGUGGAGUCGGGGAGUAUAAAAGCCCGCCCCUGCGCCUGGUUCUUGAAUGAAGACUAAGAAGACACGCGCAGAAGAGGAUAAGGAUAAGGACUUUCUUCACCGUGUUUGAGGUUGUGUAUCUGAGGAGCUGUAUUUUGACCUCGCUGCUUUGGAUUAAAUCAAUUUUUGGUCUUUUUUUGUUUGGAUUGUCGAUUUUUUUUGUUUACCGGAUGCUAGCACCUGUGCGCAACUGGAAAAGUUUUGGCCAUGGCGCGUCUCCAUCUCCGUUUCCUCCUGCUGGCUCUGUCUCUCCUGCUGCCCCUGGUUGCCUCCUCGGGGUUGUUUGAGCUGAAGGUGCACUCUUUCAGCACCACACGCCGCUUCUGCAGGAGGACCCGAGACUGCAACAUCUUUUUCCGCAUCUGCCUCAAACACUCGGAGGAUGUGAUCUCAGCCGAGCCGCCCUGCACCUUCGGGACCGGGCAGACCGGAGUGAUGCGAGCCGAACCGGCAGCCAUCUCCAACAGCGCCGCCAUCCGAGUGCCCUUCCACUUCAAGUGGCCGGGAACUUUUUCUCUGGUUAUUGAAGCCUGGAACGCCGAGUCACCCAAAGAGCAUGCUGACCACACAGAGAACCAGAACAACCUGAUCAGCCGUUUAGCAACACGGCGGCGUUUAGCCAUCGGUGAGGACUGGUCUCAGGAUGUGCACUUCGGAGAACAGAGCGAGCUCCGCUACUCGUACCACGUGUUCUGUGACGAAUUCUACUAUGGAGACGCGUGUUCAGAUUACUGCAGGCCACGCGACGACACACUUGGCCACUACACAUGCGACGAAAACGGAAACAAACAGUGUCUGGAUGGCUGGCAGGGAGAAUACUGCUCAGAUCCCAUCUGCUCGGCGGACUGCAGCGAUCGUCACGGCUACUGUGAGGCCCCCGGUGAGUGUAAGUGUCGUCUGGGGUGGCAGGGCCCAUCCUGCAGCGAGUGUGUGCGCCACCCUGGCUGUCUGCAUGGCACCUGCACGCAGCCCUGGCAGUGUGUGUGUAAGGAAGGAUGGGGAGGUCUUUUCUGUAACCAGGACCUGAACUACUGCACCAACCACCGACCCUGCGCUAACGGAGCCACCUGCACCAACACGGGCCAGGGCAGCUACACCUGCACCUGCCGGCCGGGGUACGGAGGCACCGACUGUGAGCUGGAGAUCAACGAGUGUGACUGCAACCCCUGUAAGAAUGGCGGCAGCUGCAAUGAUCUGGAGAACGAUUACUCGUGCACAUGCCCUCAGGGCUUCUAUGGGAAAAACUGUGAGAUCAUAGCAAUGACGUGUGCUGAUGAUCCUUGCUUUAACGGAGGAACAUGUGAGGAACGUUUCACCGGAGGCUACGUGUGCCGCUGUCCCCCAGCCUACACGGGGUCCAACUGUGAGAAGAAGCUGGACCGCUGCAGCCACAAACCCUGUGCUAACGGUGGUGAGUGUGUGGACGUGGGCUCAGGGGUGCUGUGUCGGUGUCGUCCAGGAUUCGCCGGGCCGCGCUGCGCCGUCAAUGUGGACGAUUGUGCGCGUUCUCCGUGUCAGAACUCGGGCACGUGUGUGGACGGUGUAAACGACUACACAUGCUCGUGCACGCUCGGGUUCACCGGGAAGAACUGCAGCGUACGUGCCGAUGCCUGCCUCUCGCACGCCUGCCUGAACGGUGGUACCUGCUACACACACUUCUCAGGCCCAGUGUGCCAGUGUGUGCCUGGAUUCAUGGGUCCCAGCUGUGAGUUCCCCGUGCUGGACAGGGCCGGUCUGGAGCGGGCGGCGUCACGCAGCUCCAGAGGCUCCUCCCCUUCCACCGUGGCGGCGCUGUGUGUGUUGGGCGUGCUGGCAGCUUGCCUGGGUGUGUGCGUGGCUGUGGUGUUCCUGAGGCGCAGGAGGCAGCGUCUGCGCAGACAGCAGCUCUGCGACUCCGUCUUUAACGACCUCGAGACGGUCAACAAUCUCGACCGCCAGCACUACCCAUACGAACGCGAGUUCCUGUCCAGAGCUGUCAGUCAAGUGAAGCCGAGCAACACCGAGGCCAGGCUGAGCUGCUCACUGGCUCCCGGGCACACACUUCCUGCUGGGAGGGACUUCCUGUGGAGCGCCGGAGGGCCGGGGAUGAGAUAACAUUCACACUCACACACACAUAAAUAACACACACACACAUACAGGGACAUAGGAUCAGGAAACAAGUUUCUAACACGCACAAACUGAGUGAUGAAUGAAUGCGAUGUAAGCACUUCUGUUCCAUAAUUUGUUUUUACAGCGAAAAAAAAACGUGACACAAAAAUAGUGCUGACUGUUGGAGUUUAGGCUCCAAAAACCAAAAAAAAAUAAUGAAUAAACUAUAACUUAAAGUGUUAGAUUCGGUAUUAAUGGUGAUUGCUCCAGAAUUCAAAAUA